Molecule: messenger RNA, 1089 nt
Organism: Penicillium lagena
Lineage: Eukaryota; Fungi; Ascomycota; Eurotiomycetes; Eurotiales; Aspergillaceae
Product: GATA transcription factor LreB
Exons: 2
Coding region: 1-1089 (362 amino acids)
Biological process (GO): regulation of DNA-templated transcription
Molecular function (GO): zinc ion binding; protein binding; sequence-specific DNA binding
Source: RefSeq, a predicted model, not a curated record
AUGGACCGGCAGAACGUGGCCGGCUCUUAUACCGGACAAUAUGGGAUGCAGGACUCCCAGGUCGGCGGCUACCAGAAUGUACCAAUCGAUCCAGGGUGGACGCAGCGAGUCCUGGACGAGAUGAAAGACCUGCUGCUCCUUCUAAAUGCCGAGGGACGGGUCACUUAUGCGUCGCCGUCCUCGAAACAAAUUACCAGCCGCGUGGCAAAACAGCUCGAGGGCAGCGUCCUUACUGAGUACCUCCACGACGACGACAAAGCCAUUUUCCAGCAGGACCUGGACGACGCCGUGGCGAGCAACGCGCCUUUCCGGACCCACUUGCGCUUCCGGAAGUCAAACGGUUCGUACAACCUCCUCGAGGCCUAUGGGCAUCCGCAUGUUGCAAACGAGCAUGACCAGCCCCGUGGUGCUGGAAAUGUCUCGAGUCGCUGCACCGGGUUUUUCCUCGUGUGCCGACCCUAUCCAUCCAAGGUCUCCCAGAUGCUUGAUUCAUUCCUGGAACACAAGAUCGAGAAUGCGCGGCUGGUGCAGCAAAUUGCCAAGCUGAAAAGGGAGGAAGAGGAAGAAGAAGCCGCCGCAGUCCGCAUGGCGUAUCAGAGAUUCGAUGACAAGCGAGCACCGCUGGUCGACGCUCAGAAUGCCUCGGCGACGGCGCAGGCGGGGGUCUCUAGCGACCAUGAUUCGACCGAGACCUUGAUCAAUAAUUCGGAUGAUUCAGAUACCAACGCGAUUGAUUAUCUCUCGUCGGAUCCGCUCCACCAACUGGAGAGUCUGUCGCAUAUCGACGGCAUCGAAGUCAUGACGGGUCUUCACUACGGAGAAGGCGAGAGAUCGCAGGGUCUCAGUACCGGUGUUCGUCGUGGUCGUCUGAUCCACUGUGAUAUCGACAUUACUACGGCCGCCGACCAAGCCCGCACUGCGCAGGAAGGCGAUAGACGCAAGAGGCUGAAGGGUCAGCAUGUCUGCAGUGACUGUGGAACUGCUGAUUCGCCGGAAUGGAGGAAGGGUCCGAAUGGACCGAAGACAAUGUGCAAUGCUUGCGGCUUGCGCUGGUCCAAGAAGGAAAAAAAGCGUCAGGAAGUAGCCUGA